UAAUCAAGACUCGGUCAAACUUUAUCAACGGAUUGGAUUCGUCUACGUUAGGUUAAAGCUUCGUUAUUUCUUUGUUUUAGCUACACCUACAUAAUUUGACGUAAAUUUCAUUAUUACAUAUGAAAAUGUCUUAAGGAAGACCGAAAUGUUAUUCCGUGUCUUUCAUUUGUUUAAAAGUGAAACAGCUGGAGGAUGAAUCGUAACUCAAAACACAGAGUUAUCUCAAUAAAGCGGCGAACAGAUUUUUCAAAACAGAGUCAUGGUCAUCGAAUCCGUGAGCUCGAGAGCGCGUGCCCGUUGUAUUUUGAGAGCUAAUGAUGUAUAAACUUGUAUACACUUAAGUUCUUGUGUUAAAGCUACCUAAAGGAUCCAGAAGCAAUGGAGAGUCUACUGGUUGAAGAGUACAAAAAUGAAUUGCUUCAAAAUCUUAACGAGCUCAGAAAAUUCAACAUUCUUUGUGACACAACUAUUCGAACCGAAGGAGACGAUUUUGUGGCCCAUCGAUGUGUUUUGACCGCCGCCAGUCCAUACUUCCGAGCUCUGUUUACUUCUGACUUCAAGGAAAGCGAAAGUAAUUUCGUCGAACUUAAAAACGUUCAAAGUUCCAUACUGAGCGAGGUUCUUCGGUUCAUUUACACUGGGGAAGCUAAAACCGACUCCUCGACAGCCCACGACUUGAUCAAAACGGCCGAAUUUUUAAUGCUACCAUGCCUGAAAUUGAAAGUUUCGACAUUUCUAAAAGGAACGAUCAGCAAAACAAACUGUCUUGCGCUGGAAUCCUUCGCUUCUCAGUUCAAUUGUGAGUCACUAAAGCAAGUUGCAGUAACCUAUAAAAUUGAACAUUUUCUUCCUGCGGUUAAGUCAGAGGACUUUAAGUCUCUGGACUUUGGGAGAGUGAAGGAAUUAAUUUCUUCAGACAAAAUAGCCGCCUCAAAAGAAGAUGUUUACGAAUCAGUUAUUCAGUGGGUCAAGCAUGAUGUUUCAUCGCGAGAAUGCUUGUUACCUGAGCUACUGAAAAGCGUUAGAGCUUUCUCGAUGUCAAAGUAUAGUCUGCGAGAGAUUCUUGAUAAAGAAGAAUUAGUCACGAAGAAUCCUACAUGUAUGAGGCCUGGAUGCCUUUCUAUUCCCAGAUCAAUUCCAAGCUUCACUGCAAAGGCCCCGCUUUUGUCUUAAAACUAAAGAACUGGUGGUAGUUCUCACCGGAGGCUUAAAAUGUCAGUUCACCCUCUAGCCGAACAUGUGCCUUCGUUCUCGACACCAGAAAGUGGUUAGAGCUACCAUGCACGCCCAGCUA
Messenger RNA from Stylophora pistillata, 1294 nucleotides. Its product is annotated as kelch-like protein 7. The record is from RefSeq and is a predicted model, not a curated record. NCBI's taxonomy places the organism in Eukaryota, Metazoa, Cnidaria, Anthozoa, Scleractinia, Pocilloporidae.